This is a messenger RNA of Pelobates cultripes (western spadefoot toad), 300 nucleotides long. Lineage: Eukaryota; Metazoa; Chordata; Amphibia; Anura; Pelobatidae. The record is from the annotation of a GenBank genome assembly.
AUGAAACGCCGCACGCAGAAAGGCCAGCAAAACUCACCGGCGGAGCAGCGCGAUGUCGGGGAGAUGCUGCGACGCCAGACACAACCCAAGAUGGCCACUGAAGAGGCCCCCUUCGCGCCCAUUCGGCCUACACAGCUGGCCCAAACUCCAGCAACACAAACAGAGGGGCCACUAAGUAAUACACUCCCAGCCCUCACAGAAAUAGUGGAACACAACUUAGCCACCAAACAAGACCUCCAACGUUGGAUGCACGAGCUCCAAGACCUAAUAGCCAAAGACAUAGGCACUAUAAAAGCGGAG